Messenger RNA from Salvelinus fontinalis (brook trout), 7233 nucleotides. Its product is annotated as transferrin receptor protein 1-like. NCBI's taxonomy places the organism in Eukaryota, Metazoa, Chordata, Actinopteri, Salmoniformes, Salmonidae. Gene Ontology annotation, biological process: intracellular iron ion homeostasis; iron ion transport. The coding region runs from base 2792 to 4561 and encodes 589 amino acids. The record is from RefSeq and is a predicted model, not a curated record. Gene Ontology annotation, cellular component: external side of plasma membrane. The transcript is spliced from 15 exons.
CAGGGUUGUUGACCGUAUUACGGCCACAUCGGCAUUCACCAGUCAUGACCGCGUUCAAAUUCACUGUGACCGUUUGUCACGGUAAUCCUAUCCAAAACUCCCAAAUGAAUGCCGCAGUCACUGGCUUCAUCAAUAAGUGCAUCGAGGACGUCGUCCCCACAGUGACUGUAUGUACAUACCCCAACCAGAAGCCAUGGAUAACAGGCAACAUUCGCACUGAGUUAAAGGGCAGAGCUGCCGCUUUCAAGGUGCGGGACUCUAACCCGGAAGCUUACAAGAAAUCCUGCUAUACUCUGCGACGUACCAUCAAACAGGCAAAGCGUCAAUACAGGGCUAAGAUUGAAUCAUACUACACCGGCUCCGACGCUUGUCUUAUGUGGCAGGGCUUGCAAACUAUUACAGACUACAAAGGGAAGCACAGCCGCAAGAUGCCCAGUGACACAAGCCUACCAGACGAGCUAAAUCACUUCUAUGCUCGCUUCGAGGCAAGCAACACUGAGGCGUGCAUGAGAGCAUCAUCUGUUCAGGACGACUGUGUGAUCACGCUCUCCGUAGCCGACGUGAGUAAGACCUUUAAACAGGUCAACAUACACAAGGCCAGAUAGAUUACCAGGACGUGUGCUCCGGGCAUGUCUGACCAACUGGCAGGUGUCUUCACUGACAUUUUCAACAUGUCCCUGAUUGAGUCUGUAAUACCAACAUGUUUCAAGCAGACCACCAUAGUCCCUGUGCCCAAGAACACAAAGGCAACCUGCCUAAAUGACUACAGACCCGUAGCACUCAUGUCCGUAGCCAUGAAGUGCUUUGAAAGGCUGGUCAUGGCUCACAUCAACACCAUUAUCCCAGAAACCCUAGACUCACUCCAAUUUGCAUACCGCCCAAACAGAUCCACAGAUGAUGCAAUCUCUAUUGCACUCCACACUGCCCUUUCCCACCUGGACAAAAGGAACACCUAUGUGAGAAUGCUAUUCAUUGACUACAGCUCAGCGUUCAAAACCGUAGUACCCUCAAAGCUCAUCACUAAGCUAAUGAUCCUGGGACUAAACACCUCCCUCUGCAACUGGAUCCUGGACUUCCUGACGGGCCGUCCCAGGUGGUGAGGGUAGGUAGCCACGCUAAUCCUCAACACUGGAGCCCCCCAGGGGUGUGUGCUCAGCCCCCUCCUGUACUCCCUGUUCACCCACGACUGCAUGGCCAGGCACGACUCUAACACCAUCAUUAAGUUUGCAGACGACACAACAGUGUCAGUCUGGUCACUGACAACAACAAGACAGCCUAAAGGGAGGAAGUCAGAGACCUGGCCGGGUGGUUCCAGAAUAACAACCUAUCCCUCAACGUAACCAAGACUAAGGAGAUGAUUGUGGACUACAGAAAAAGGAGGAUCGAGUACGCCCCCAUUCUCAUCGACAGGGCUGUAGUAGAGCAGGUUGAGAGCUUCAAGUUCCUUGGUGUCCACAUCACCAACAAACUAGAAUGGUCUAAACACACCAAGACAGUCGUGAAGAGGGCACGACAAAACCUAUUCCCCCUCAGGAAACUAUAAAGAUCUGGCAUGGGUCCUGAGAUCCUCAAAAGGUUCUACAGCUGCAACAUCGAGAGCAUCCUGACUGGUUGCAUCACUGCCUGAUACGGCAAUUGCUCAGCUUCCGACCGCAAGGCACUACAGAGGGUAGCGCGUACAGCCCAGUACAUCACUGGGGCUAAGCUGCCUGCCAUCCAGGACCUCUAAACCAGGCGGUGUCAGAGUAAGGCCCUAAAAAUUGUCAAAGAUCCCAGCCAGCCCAGUCAUAGACUGUUCUCUCUACUACCGCAUGGCAAGCGGUACCGGAGUGCCAAGUCUAGGACAAAAAGGCUUCUCAACAGUUUUUACCCCCAAGCCAUAAGACUCCUGAACAGGUAAUCAAAUGUUGUAUACCUACACCUGUUGUAUUCGGCGCACGUGACAAAUAAACUUUGAAUUGAUGGGUAGCCUGUCAAACUUUCUAAAGGCCCUUGCUAAUGGCUUGAUACUCAGCGUUCUAUUGUCCCUCUAAUCACUCUCAAAACACUCGAAUAGUCUGAGUGAUGAAGACAAAUGGUGAUGGGAGUUAGAGCCCCCGUUCCGAAAUGAACACAGGCAACACCAGACCCAAUAUGCAUAAAUACAUUUUUUAAAAGGACAACCGGUCCUAUCCAAGUGAGGGAAGCAGCAGGAAGCCAAUUGUUUUGCUACUUUAUUCAACCGGAGCCAUUACCGAAAGGGAGAGAGCGCGAGCUGCUGUAGGCUAUUAGGGAGCGGAGGCCAUGUGAUAUGUGUUUGGAGGGAGAGACCGCAACCACUGUUACCUCACGCUAGACUAACUUCUUGCUAGUUAUAUAUCAUCCCAUCCGAUUACAUAGUAACGUAAACUCACCCCAUUCCGUACAAAUGUGCGUAACCGCGACAUUCAAACGGGGCUACAAAGAAACCAAAUGGGACUGUAGCGACUGUGUUGACUUCAAAAUCGGGGGUGUGAACUAGGUUUCUAUUCAAGCGUUGAUCGACAUGGUAAUGGCUCUAUAGUGUUGGAGAAAAGUUGAAAAAACUGACCCUCCGUUACAUCUUGACGUGUCAUGUCGUAACGUACAGCACGCAUAAAGCAACUAUUUCUGUCUUACAAUCUCUCUCCACCAGGUGUAGCACUUCUCUCAUCGUUUAAAAACAAGAAAUGGACAGUGACGGGGUGAUGUUGAACAGCCAGAUCACGCGGCAGGGAGCCGGGCAGACGGCAUUCUGGAAUAUCAUGUGUUUGACAGCUUUAAGAGUCUGGAGAUGGAGCCCUGGACUGACGUACACUAUGUCCAACUACAGACAGCCAACAGUCAGAAGCCAAACCGUGUUCUGAUUGGCCAAGAGGCGGUGGGCCAGCCUAAGGGCUAUCUGGCCUAUAGUGCCACAGGAAAAGCUCAGGGCAAGGCGGUGUAUGGUAACUAUGGGAGACAGGAGGACUUGAUGCUGCUACAGACUCUGAAGGUUGGGCUGAAUGGCACUGUGAUUCUACUGAGAGCUUCAGGACAGAUCAGCCUGGCACAGCAGGUGGCUAAUGUAGCAGCAUUGGGAGUAUCUGCUGUGUUGAUUUACCUCGACCCUAAAGACUACAAGUUCCAACCAACUACUGAACUGUACGGACAUGUCCAUCUAGGUUCAGGGGACCCCUUCACGCCAGGCUUCCCCUCCUUCAACCACACCAAGUUCCCUCGCACCCAGUCCUCUGGUCUGCCUACUGUACUGGCCCAAAGCAUUACAGCUGCUAGUGCUGCCAAGAUACUAUCGCUUAUAGGUGGGCUUGAGUCCCCUCUCAGUUUUAAAGGCUCACUGGACAAUGUGAAGUACACCCUAGGAGGGGCUAGUAGUGAAGAUGUUACUGUGGAGGUGAACAACGUGCUGCAGGACACAGAAAUCCACAACGUCUUUGGAGUCAUCAAGGGCUUCUCUGAGCCAGAUCAGUACGUGGUACUGGGGGCUCAGAGGGAUUCGUGGGGUCCAGGCUACGCUAAAGCCACUGUCGGGACCACACUGCUACUGGAGCUGGCUAGAGCUGUGUCUGAGAUGGUGCACACAGAUGGUUUCCGUCCCAGGAGGAGUCUGGUGUUUGCCAGUUGGAGUGCAGGAGAAUAUGGCAGUGUUGGAUCUACAGAGUGGCUGGAGGGUUUCUUCUCCUCUCUGGACAGAAGAGUUUUCACCUACAUCAGUCUGGAUGGAGUGGUCACUGGCCAUGGUGACUUCAAAGCGUCUGCCAGUCCCCUGCUCUACAGCCUUUUGGAAAGCACCAUGAAGGAGGUGAAGAAUCCCAUUGGUUUUGGAGAGUCUGGGAAGUCUCUGUAUGAUAAGGUGUCUGGAGUCAACUUUGAGAAGGCAGUGUUUGAGCCCAUGAAGAUGGAAGACUCUGCAUAUCCCUUCUUGGCCUUCUCUGGAAUCCCCUCUCUCUCCUUCCGCUUCGUCUCUCAGGGGUCUGAGGUCUACCCGUACUACGGCACCUCUCUUGACAACAAGGAUCACCUUGGUUACGCCACCGCCCAUCGUCUUAGUUCCCUAGCCACUGGGGCGGGAUUGGUCGCAGGUCAGCUGGCGUUACGAUUGGUCCACGACCACGUGCUGCGUCUAGAUGUGCAACGCUACAGGACGGUUCUCAGCCAAUCUGUGGUCAAGAUCAACCAGCGCCUCAAACAAGUCACCCGGGAUGGUUCUGCCGAGAGUCUGUCAGCCCGUUGGCUCAUCAUGGCCUUAGGAUCCUACAGUAGAGCUGCUACUGACCUUAACACUGACCUACUCAACACCGACCUCACUGACACACUGGCCUGCCACAACAUCAACGACCGCAUCAUGAGAGUGGAACAUAACCUCCUUUCUCCAUAUGUCUCCCCCAAAGAGGUUCCGUUCCGCCACCUGCUGUUUGGCCGUGGUUCCCACACCCUGGCAGCCCUGUUGGAGGGUGAGGACAGAGAGGUGCUGCGGACCCAGCUGGCCCUGGCCACCUGGACGCUACAGGGCUGUGCCACCGCUUUCUCUGGAGACAUCUGGGACAGCGACAACCAGAUCUAACAGUGUGUGUGCGUCCGUCCGUCCUCGUUCACUGUAAAAUCCAGGAUGAGAUGAAGAUGGAUUGGUCGGUGGUGAUGAUGUAAUAAGAGACCAGGAAGUACUGUCAUUCCUUCUAGUUUGUUACUGGACUUCCUGAAGAAUGUUGAGAUUGAUCGACCUCUAACCCCUCGACACAGAGGAGCAUAUUUAUACUUUAUAUAUCUACCAGUCCACUAUAAAUGUUCUCAGUUUUAAUGAUGAUAAUGAUAAGUUUGUUUAUUUUUAUAACUUUUUUGGAAGCAGUGCCUUCAGACUUAUGGCAGUUUCAUGUUGUUAGUUUAGGUUAAGAGUUUAUUUAUUUUUCAGUGCCAGUGCUCACUAUAAAUGUUUAAAUGUCAUUCAUUUUGUUUUUGAUAAAAAAAGUUAUCGAGAGCUGUGCCUUCCAGACUUGACGGCUAUGUGUUUUUUCAUUUGGUUUUUGAUAAAGUUAUCAGUUCAAUUUAUAAAGUUAUCGGGAGCAAUGUCUUCCAUACUUAUGGCAGUUAUACUGUCUCUUACUACGGCAGCAUCUGCUGAAGCAACAGAGUCCAGUAUACAGACAGUGUGACCAUCCAAGGUCCCAUGACAUUUGGUUUAAAUAUUGCUGUUCAGUUUGCCUUGCAGAAUCUAAUGGGGGAAGAGAAUUGAAACCGACACAAUCGUUUUGACCCGGAUGAAAAACUGUCCAGCUACAGAUGGUCAGACUUCUGCUGUAUACAUGACUCUGUUAACAGAAAUACAUCACCUACUGCUCCCACACAUUACUAUGGAAACAGAAACCCCAGCAACUGGGUAUCACCACAGAAACAUGGUACCUGACGGCAGCGGAUGUCAUGACUUCGUCACAUUUUGAUUUGAUGAAAUGCAUGCACUUAAAUUCGGAGUCCAUGGUGAAUUUACAAAUUCUUAGGAUGUUUUAGACAUGUCGGGGAGGUAGCUACUUGGCUCACGUCUGUAAUUACAAACUAUUUUAUAUAUAGACUUAAAUGGCUCUGGUCAGAAGAAGUUAACUAUAUAGGUAAUAUGGUGUAAUUUCUGAUUCAGCAUGGGCUCAACAACAAAAAAACAUGCUAAAUCUCACAACUCUGAUCUGAACUUAUAAAACUAAUAUUAUUCAGGCAGCGAAAGAGUUAUUUCUGUUAACCAGUGUUAUUUUGGAGCAGUUUAUAUUUCUGAUUAGAACCAUUAUCGGGAGCAGUGUCUUCCGUAAUGAUAAGUGUUGGUGGUAGUUUUUGCCUACCAGUGUGUGUGUUUGUGUGGUUAUCGGGGGCAGUGAGUCCCAUAUUUCUCUAAAAGGGUGAAGUCAUUUAUCGGGAACAGUGUUUCCCAGAGUUUUAUAUCUGUGUGUAUCGGGGGCAGUGACUCAUAUUUCACUGAAGGGUGAAGUCAUUUAUCGGGAACAGUGUUUCCCAGAGUUUUAUAUCUGUGUGUAUCGGGGGCAGUGACUCAUAUUUCACUGAAGGGUGAAGUCAUUUAUCGGGAACAGUGUUUCCCAGAGUUUUAUAUCUGUGUAUCGGGGGCAGUGACUCAUAUUUCACUGAAGGGUGAAGUCAUUUAUCAGGAACAGUGUUUCCCAGAGUUUUAUAUCUGUGUGUAUCGGGGGCAGUGACUCAUAUUUCACUGAAGGGUGAAGUCAUUUAUCGGGAACAGUGUUUCCCAGAGUUUUAUAUCUGUGUGUAUCGGGGGCAGUGACUCAUAUUUCACUGAAGGGUGAAGUCAUUUAUCAGGAACAGUGUUUCCCAGAGUUUUAUAUCUGUGUGUAUCGGGGGCAGUGACUCAUAUUUCACUGAAGGGUGAAGUCAUUUAUCGGGAACAGUGUUUCCCAGAGUUUUAUAUCUGUGUGUAUCGGGGGCAGUGACUCAUAUUUCACUGAAGGGUGAAGUCAUUUAUCAGGAACAGUGUUUCCCAGAGUUUUAUAUCUGUGUAUCGGGGGCAGUGACUCAUAUUUCACUGAAGGGUGAAGUCAUUUAUCAGGAACAGUGUUUCCCAGAGUUUUAUAUCUGUGUGUAUCGGGGGCAGUGACUCAUAUUUCACUGAAGGGUGAAGUCAUUUAUCGGGAACAGUGUUUCCCAGAGUUUUAUAUCUGUGUGUAUCGGGGGCAGUGACUCAUAUUUCACUGAAGGGUGAAGUCAUUUAUCAGGAACAGUGUUUCUCAAGAGUUAUUUUUCUCUGUUAGUGUUGGGUUAGUAUAUCUGUGUGUGUGUGUGACCUACUACUCUUCUAUUGUUCCUUUCUGAAUUAGUUGUAAUGGAUACGUCCUAUGGCAUGUUACUGUGUUUCCCUAUACAAAUGCAAUCCCUACAACAAAUGUUCCCAUUCAGGUCAAUAGGAUUAUCUCCCUAAGUAUUUUCCCAUGCAUAUAUUAUCAGACACUGAAACUCCUGUUGUAGCCGUCCGCUAAAUAGUGAUUGUUCUCUUUUGAUUAUUGAUUACACUCCGUCAAUCAGCUAACUAGUGGAACUGUUCUAAAUAUUUCUGUUACAGACUUGUCAGUGCUAGUCUGACCUCAUACAUGUUCACCUGACUUUUCUACCACUCACUUGGUGUGUUACCACGCUGUAGAGGACCAUGUAUGGGUGUUUAGCCGUUUCUGUACCGUUGAUGAUGAGUUCUGUUUUUCUGCUGUGCUUCAAUAAACCCUUUGGCUUAACGCA